AUGGAAGUCAGAGGAAAGAUCGUUAUAAAGGAUAAGAGCAGCCGUGUCGAUGAUGUUGUUUCAUAUGAGAUUGAUACAUCGAGAGUUUUGUUAACGAUAAACAGUGACAAGCAGACCUUUAACUCUGCUGACCGAGUAAAUCAGUAUUUGACGAAGGAGUUGGUCCAGAUCCUCAAACAAGUGUACAGAGAGUACGCAUCAACUGCAUUGACGAUUAACUUGAAUUUCUCUAAAUUACAAUAUCCCCUCCAUUACUGGGAACAGCUAUUAUAUUACAUUUUGUUAUCAUUUUCCCUGCCCAAUAAGAUUUAUAUAACGGAGCAGACGAAGCAGGAUAGACAGCGGUAUGUUAAUCAGAAUAAGAAUUAUUACAGUUUUGUUGAAAGAAUAACUGUUGGAGCCGUGGAUGAAGGGGAAACGAACGAGGAAUAUGCGGUGAAAACAAUUUUAAUGCAUUUAUUUGAAUUACGAAAUGCAAAUGAUUCACAAAUUGAAGAGAUAUUGAAUGAUUAUACGUCAAUUAAUAAUAUUAUACAGAAUUUCUUUUAA
Kazachstania africana CBS 2517 is the source of this 549-nucleotide messenger RNA. It is a transcript of the gene SPO16, whose product is annotated as Spo16p. Gene Ontology annotation, biological process: synaptonemal complex assembly; regulation of reciprocal meiotic recombination. The transcript has a single exon. The record is from RefSeq and is a predicted model, not a curated record. Bases 1 to 549 code for a protein of 182 amino acids. Lineage: Eukaryota; Fungi; Ascomycota; Saccharomycetes; Saccharomycetales; Saccharomycetaceae. Gene Ontology annotation, molecular function: DNA secondary structure binding.